Messenger RNA from Chelonus insularis, 4474 nucleotides. RefSeq names its product probable cation-transporting ATPase 13A3. Bases 565 to 4221 code for a protein of 1218 amino acids. Gene Ontology annotation, cellular component: membrane. Lineage: Eukaryota; Metazoa; Arthropoda; Insecta; Hymenoptera; Braconidae. The record is from RefSeq and is a predicted model, not a curated record. Gene Ontology annotation, molecular function: polyamine transmembrane transporter activity; ATP binding; P-type transmembrane transporter activity. Gene Ontology annotation, biological process: intracellular calcium ion homeostasis; polyamine transmembrane transport. The transcript is spliced from 15 exons.
AAUAAGUAAAUUAAAUAUAAGCUAAAUUAGCAUAGGAAUUAUUAGCAAAUGACGAAGUAGACGAGAUCAAAUAAAAUCGCAGGUAAAUGUGUGGGGGACAAUUGAUUGGUUAUACACAAGUGGAGGUGGAAGAAAUUUCAGUGAGGAAGCACGAAUGAAUCGUCAGUAGAUCUGUCAGUUUCGCGCGGGCUUUUCUGGAGGUUGGAACUUGACAGUCACACUUAUUUCGACAACUAUUUUAUUUUACAACGAUUAUUCAAUUCAAUAUAUUACAUUUUAUAUAUAAAACAUUAAUAUAACUAGAGUUUAAAAUUAUAUCCAACAAGAUUUGUUAUUUAUUGCUGGACCAGUUAAUUGAAUGAGGAGAAAACGAAAACGAGGAUUUAAAUAGUGGAAGUAGAAUGUAUAAAUUUUUAAAAAUAAUCAAUAACAAUUUUAAAUUGUAGCAAAUUGGAUCAUAAGGAUUUGAAUAUUUAUUUUUCUUAACUAAGAUAUUCUAUUUUGACUCGGUAAAUAUAUUUUAAAAUUAAAAAUUUUUUUUUACCGUGGAAAGACACCAACGUUAUGACCAAUUUCAAUGGGGUGAAAAACGACAAGCAAUCAGAUGCGGAGUGGCAAAAAAUUGAUACGGAUCAUGAUACAGAAGAAUUACACGUUUAUGGAUACGGAAGAAGUUACUUUAACACGAGUUUAACAUAUUUAUCAUAUAUCUUAACUGUUGGAUGGAUUCGCUUAUUUUUUCAUUGGUAUCCACAUUUUCUUUUGUACGCAACUCACCGAAGAUGUCCAUUGAAUCGAGCGACGAAACUGCUGAUAAUUGAUGAUUAUCAGGGAAAAUACAAGUCAUACUUUGUGAAGGAUAUCAAAGUGAUUGGAACAAAAAAUCUAAAAUCUCACACAUAUAACAAGACUUUAUUCAGCAAUGUUAAUGAAGAGACACGAACAAGUAUUGAAGGAAAAAAUUUAGAUAUAAACUUAGCAAAUGGAACUAAAAAACAAGUGCCUGAAUACCGAGCAUUUUGGUUCAAGAAACAAUGCUAUGUUUGGGAUGAUACACGAGAAGAAUUUUCACGUUUGAUUGGAUUGGACAAAUAUGUAGCAUGUACAGAGCUUCAUUUAGGACAUAGUGCAGGUCUUUCCAAGGAAGAGCAAUUAUUAAGGAGAAUAGUAUAUGGAAAUAAUGAAAUUGUUGUUCCUGUUCAAAGUAUUUUUGUUCUAUUCCUAUUGGAGUUUUUCAACCCUUUUUAUAUUUUCCAAGUCUUUACAAUAUGUGUGUGGCUCGCAGAUUCAUAUUAUUAUUACACAGGAGCAAUCAUUUUGAUGUCAAUUUUCAGUAUUACAAGUUCAAUCCUCCAGACCCGUCGAAAUCAAAAAAAUUUACAUGGAACAGUAAAAACAAUAGAAGUGGUACGUGUGAGAAGAGCUUCUGGUGAGUUCGAAAAUAUUUCCAGUACAGAGUUAGUACCUGGCGACAUAAUAGAGCUGCCCAAGUAUCAAGGAAUGGUAGUUUGUGAUGCCGUUUUAUUAACAGGAUACUGUAUCGUCAAUGAAUCCAUGCUUACGGGAGAAUCAGUUCCUGUUACAAAAACACCACUCACUUCAAGACCACUGCUCUAUGAUCCAAAAGAAUGCUCACAACACACUCUCUAUAGUGGAACAACGAUCAUUCAAACAAGACAUUAUGAAAAUAGUCCAGUAUUAGCAAGAGUAAUUCGAACAGGUCUUCAAACAAAUCGUGGUGCCUUAGUAGCUGCUAUUUUAUACCCCCCACCAGCAGAUUUUAAAUUUGAUCAAGAUACAUAUAAAUUUAUUGGCAUUUUAGCAUGCAUAGCUCUUUUAGGUUCUCUAUAUUCUGUUAUUACUAAAACUACAAAAGGAUUAGAUAUCAGUGAUAUCAUUAUAAGAUCACUUGAUAUGUUUACAAUUGUUAUCUGUCCGGCUUUACCAGCCGCAAUGACAGUUGGUAAACUUUACGCUCAAACACGUUUAAAGAAUGCACAAAUUUAUUGCAUCAACAGCCGAGUUAUUAAUGUGUCUGGAAGUAUCAACUGCAUUUGUUUUGACAAAACUGGGACACUUACUGAAGAUGGCUUAGAUAUGUGGGGAGCUGUACCAUGCACAAAUGGAGUAUUUAAAGAACCUGAAAAAGAUGUAAAAAAAUUGAAUAAUCAUUUGAUAUUUCAGGGAAUGUUAGUCUGUCAUAGCUUGACGCUCAUUGAAAAUGAAUUAUGCGGUGACCCUCUUGAUGUUAAGAUGUUCGAAAGCACUGGAUGGAUUUUAGAAGAGCCAGAAGUAACAGAUGCUAAUAAGUACGACUUUAUGCCACCAACAAUAGUGAAGCCACCACGAGAAGGAUCAAUGUUAACUGAAAAUAUGAACGAGAUACCUGAAAUAGGUAUUAUUCAACAAUAUCAAUUUUCUUCCUCAUUACAACGGAUGUCUGUAGUUGUACGUGUGCUCGGAUCUGAUCAUUUUCAAGCUUAUACCAAAGGUUCACCGGAAGUUAUUUUAAGUCUCAGUAAGCCCGAAACAAUACCACCAAAUAUUAUGAUGGUAAUGCAGCAAUAUACUGAAAAAGGAUACCGAGUUAUUGCUAUUGGACGAAAUGUUAUAACAAACAGUUAUAGUAACGUCCAAAAAAUGCAUCGAGAUCAAGUGGAGAAAGAUCUUGAAUUUUUAGGAUUAGUUAUUUUAGAAAAUAGAUUAAAAGAACCAACAAUUCGAGUCAUCGAUGAGUUAAGAGAAGCUAAUAUUCAUGUUUUAAUGAUUACUGGUGAUAAUAUUCAAACUGCUGUUAGUGUAGCUAAAGAAUGUAAAAUACUUUCAAGAGAAGAAACUGUGAUUGGAGUAACUGUUGUUCCAGGAGAUAAAAAACAUGAACAGAAAAUUUAUUUUAAUAUUCAAGGGAUGCCUGUAAAAUAUUCCCCAGAAAAAGGAAAAUUAAUGACGUCUUUAAAUAUGAUAGAAAAAGGAAUGGAGACAAUCAAUUACCGGUUUGCUUUAACUGGCCAGACUUGGCAAUUGUUGAGAGAAUUUUACCCAGAAUUAAUUCCGAAGAUUUGCGUUCGUGGAGCAGUUUUUGCCAGAAUGACGAGUGAACAAAAGCAGCAGUUAGUUGUAGAGUUAAUGCAGUUAGGUUAUUAUGUCGCUAUGUGUGGAGAUGGUGCAAAUGACUGUGGUGCACUCAGAGCAGCUCAUGUUGGAAUUUCACUUUCAGAAGCUGAAUCUAGUGUUGCGAGUCCAUUCACUUCUCGAAUACCAGACAUUACAUGCGUACCCAAGGUGAUCCGUCAAGGGCGAGCAGCUCUUGUAACAUCAUUCGGAAUUUUUAAGUUCAUGGUGACUAAUUCAUUGACAGAAUUUACAUCAGCAGUUAUUCUUUAUUCAAUAAACACCAACUUGGCGGAUUUACAAUUUCUUUUCAUAGAUAUUUUUCUUGUGAUUAAUUUUGCAUUUUUCUUUGGCAAAACACAAGCUUACGAAGGAAAAUUGGCACGACAACCACCAAUAUCAAGUUUACUAAGCUUUACAUCACUUUUUUCUUUCAUUCUGCAAAUGAUAAAUGUAGCGGUCUUUCAAACAAUUGCAUUUUAUGGAGUUGAAAAGUUUUCUUGGUUCCAACCGUUUGUUGAACGAGGUCCAAUGUAUUGGAGCUGUCAUCAAAAUUAUUCAGUCUUUACUCUCUCUUUGUUUCAGUACAUUGCAAUGGCUAUAGUUUUUUCGCGAGGUAAACCUUACAGACAAGCGGUUUAUACAAAUAGUUUAUUUAUUACUUCGAUAUUGUUAUUAACGGGAGUAUGCAUUUACAUAACAAUUUAUCCGGCCAGUUGGAUUAUACAUAUUCUACAAUUGGAAGUGCCACCGGAUUAUGAAUGGCCAAGUAUUAUUUUAGUUCUUGCUUUAAUUAAUUUCUUUGUAUCAUUAUUUGUAGAAAUGGUUAUUAUUGAGUAUUUAAUUGAGAAGGUGAUUAAACCAAGAUUAUAUCAGCCUGAAAAAUCAAAGAAAAAUUAUCUUGUUGUCCAGGAAGGAUUAAAAAAUGAACCAGAAUGGCCAAAAGUAAACAAUGAAUUACCAAUUCUUCCGAUUACCCCGAGUAUUGAAAAUAUUCUGAAAACUAGUGACACAAUUAAUAAUUGUGAAGAAAAUAAAAAAGAAGUAUCUGUAGGAGUAGAAAAUUUGGGAUAUGUUGAUGAUGAGUUCAAUGAAACAACGAAAUUUUAAAUAUUUUUACUAUUUUUUUUUACUUAUUGAAUAGAUACCGUUAUCAUUAUUUGCAAAAAAACUUUUAUAUGUAUAGUAAUUGUGUCAAUUUUUAAUAGUUUAUUAUUGACUAUCAUUAAAAGUAAACGAAAUGCUCGUAAAUAAAAAUGUGUGUGACACUGCGAAAUUACGAAUGAUUAUCAGUAUUCAAACAAAAGACACAUAUAUGAUUAAAAAAAAAGUAUAAAUAAAACAAUUAUUUUCUAUCAAUUUA